Messenger RNA from Labrus bergylta (ballan wrasse), 726 nucleotides. Lineage: Eukaryota; Metazoa; Chordata; Actinopteri; Labriformes; Labridae. The record is from RefSeq and is a predicted model, not a curated record.
CUCCUGAACGCAUCCCCGUGAGUGUGUGGUUUCGUGUCGUCCUCCUGUUUUGUCUCGGAGCAGAGGAAAGAUGCUGGUAUAAAGAAACUGCACACAUGGAUGGAUGGAUAUGAAUAAUUUGGACGUAAACUAUGGAUAGGCCUGUGUUUGGGUUUAAGGAGCACCACUAUGCUUUUACUGGUGUUAACGUUGAUGGUUCCCACAGUCACAAACGCUCUGGAGGUCAUUGGAGGAAGAACGACAACGGUGCAGGGAGGAGCAGCUGUCCUCCACUGUAAACUCAUUGGUACCACAGAGACCCUCACACAGAUUUCAUGGCAGAGAUUGACCAGAGGAAAACCUCGGACGGACAAUUUCUAUACAAUCUCGUCCCAUUAUGGACCAUGCUCUGUCAAUGGCCGUGAUGAUCGGUUUAGGUUCAUUGGGAGUUUUACAGAUAAAAAUGGUACUCUCCAGUUAUCGAAUGUCACACUGAUGGAUGAAGGCAACUACACAUGUGUGUUCACUUUGUUCCCCAGCGGGAUCCAUGAGACAGCGAUACCUCUUAUAGUUCCUGUGCCUCCGGUCACAAGCCUGAAGGAUGCUCAUCCUGCUUUGGGUAACGACGAGGUCCCUCUUAUUACCUGCACGGCUGCUGGUUCCAAACCUCCUGCAGAGGUGAGGUGGCUCACUGGUACUCUGGGAGAGAAAGUGAGGCCGUCAACCAACUCCAGCCUUCAUGCUAAC